AUGAAGGCUUCAUGGAAAGCACGCCUGGCUGGUCCAGGAUAUGUCAUUCUCAAUGGCAUUCGAGUUAUCAACAUCAUCACUUUCUUGGACAUAAUUGCUGCCAGCGCGGUAAUGCUGGUAAAAAUCUCACUCACGAGCGGCUUUUUCUUCUUCGAGGCCGUCACGCAUGCCGUGACAGCUGGUGUGAGCAUAUUUCUUCUUAUUUCCGAACUUCCCUGGUUACGCAGCUACUUCGAUCGAGACUGGCCAUUACUCGGACAUAAUUCUGGAUUCAUCACCUUGGGGGUAGCGAUGUUCAUGCUUGGCGCCGGAGUGUUGGGCAAUCUGAACCGGAAAGACAUGGGCCAAGAUCAUCUUGGUAUAACAUUUUGGAGGAUCGUCCUCUCCGCAGGGGUCCUGGGAUUGGUUAUGAGUGCGAUUAAUCUCGUUUCGAGCUUUGUUUUCGCAGAUGGAGGAAAAGGCGUCACUGCACGCCAAAUUCGAAUUUAUGGAGCGGUUGCAGGCCAGAAAGGAGAGAUCCCGCGAACCGGCAGUCACAGAAUAUUCAGACUCAGCAUGAAACGCGAGGAUACCCUACCGAUAUACAGCCCUCAAGCCGGGAGGAGAUCGCCAACCGACCGAAACUCAACCCGGUUCCCUUUGAAAAUCGAGAAAAUCUCGAGCCCCCCUCCGAAUGAUGCAGCAUCGUCGAAAUACUCUAGGGACGAAUCUGGCAUCGCGCCUCCGGAUUUGGCACAUCAUCCGGCUCUGAAGGCAGGGUAUAUUUGA
Aspergillus chevalieri is the source of this 768-nucleotide messenger RNA. RefSeq lists its product as uncharacterized. NCBI's taxonomy places the organism in Eukaryota, Fungi, Ascomycota, Eurotiomycetes, Eurotiales, Aspergillaceae. Bases 1 to 768 code for a protein of 255 amino acids. The transcript is spliced from 3 exons. The record is from RefSeq and is a predicted model, not a curated record.